Molecule: messenger RNA, 5959 nt
Organism: Jaculus jaculus (lesser Egyptian jerboa)
Lineage: Eukaryota; Metazoa; Chordata; Mammalia; Rodentia; Dipodidae
Gene: Kif16b
Product: kinesin family member 16B
Exons: 24
Coding region: 78-5711 (1877 amino acids)
Biological process (GO): microtubule-based movement
Molecular function (GO): microtubule motor activity; phosphatidylinositol binding; ATP binding
Source: RefSeq, a predicted model, not a curated record
CAGCGGCUGCAGUGGCGGCGGGCUGCUGUGGGACGCUGGCCUGCUGGAAGCCCACGCGGGCCCGGCCGGGAUGAGCCAUGGCAUCGGUCAAGGUGGCCGUGAGGGUCCGGCCCAUGAAUCGCAGGGAAAAGGACUUGGAAGCCAAGUUCAUUAUUCAAAUGGAGAAAAGCAAAACAACAAUCACAAACUUAAAGAUACCAGAAGGAGGGACUGGGGACUCGGGAAGGGAGCGGACGAAGACCUUCACCUAUGAUUUCUCUUUUUAUUCUGCUGAUGCUAGGAGUCCAGAUUAUGUUUCACAGGAGAUGGUCUUCAAAACCCUGGGCACAGAUGUCGUGAAAUCUGCAUUUGAAGGUUACAAUGCUUGCGUCUUUGCAUAUGGACAAACUGGAUCUGGAAAGUCAUACACUAUGAUGGGAAAUUCUGGAGAUUCUGGCUUAAUCCCUCGGAUCUGCGAAGGGCUCUUUAGUCGGAUAAGUGAAACCACCAGAUGGGAUGAAGCAUCUUUCCGGACAGAAGUCAGCUACUUAGAAAUUUAUAAUGAACGUGUGAGAGAUCUACUAAGGCGGAAGUCAUCUAAAACCUUCAAUUUGAGAGUCCGGGAACAUCCAAAAGAAGGACCUUAUGUUGAAGAGCUAUCUAAGCAUUUAGUACAGAAUUACGGGGACGUGGAAGAACUUAUGGAUGCCGGCAAUAUCAACCGUACCACUGCAGCGACGGGGAUGAACGAUGUCAGCAGCAGGUCUCAUGCCAUCUUCACCAUCAAGUUCACUCAGGCAAAAUUUGAUGCUGAAAUGCCAUGUGAAACCGUGAGCAAGAUCCACUUAGUUGAUCUUGCUGGCAGUGAGCGUGCGGAUGCCACGGGUGCCACCGGGGUCAGGCUCAAGGAAGGGGGCAAUAUAAAUAAGUCUCUUGUGACUCUGGGAAAUGUCAUUUCUGCCUUAGCUGACUUAUCUCAGGAUGCAGCAAGCCCUCUUGUAAAGAAAAAGCAGGUUUUUGUGCCUUACAGGGACUCUGUUUUGACUUGGUUGUUGAAAGAUAGCCUUGGAGGAAACUCUAAAACUAUCAUGAUUGCCACCAUUUCACCUGCUGAUGUCAAUUACGGAGAAACCCUAAGUACUCUUCGCUAUGCAAAUAGAGCCAAAAACAUCAUCAACAAGCCUACCAUUAACGAGGAUGCCAACGUCAGACUCAUCCGUGAGCUACGAGCAGAAAUAGCCCGGCUGAAAACACUGCUUGCUCAAGGGAAUCAGAUUGCCUUCUUAGACUCCCCUACAGCUUUAAGCAUGGAGGAGAAACUUCACCAAAAUGAAGCAAGAGUCCAAGAACUGACCAAGGAGUGGACAAAUAAGUGGAAUGAAACCCAGAAUAUUUUGAAAGAGCAAACCCUGGCCCUCAGGAAAGAAGGAAUUGGUGUUGUCCUGGACUCUGAGCUGCCUCACUUGAUUGGCAUUGACGAUGACCUUCUGAGUACUGGAAUCAUCUUAUAUCACUUGAAGGAAGGCCAGACCUAUGUUGGUAGAGAAGAUGCUACAACAGAGCAAGACAUUGUUCUCCAUGGUCUUGACUUGGAGAGUGAACACUGUGUCUUUGAAAAUGUUGGGGGGACAGUGACCCUAAUACCUCUGAGUGGGUCCCAGUGCUCCGUGAAUGGUGUUCAGAUUGUGGAUGCCACACACCUCAACCAAGGUGCUGUGAUUCUUUUGGGGAGAACCAAUAUGUUUCGCUUUAACCAUCCAAAGGAAGCUGCCAAGCUCAGGGAGAAGAGGAAGAGUGGCCUUCUGUCCUCGUUCAGUUUGUCCAUGACCGACCUCUCAAAGUCCUGCGAGAACCUAUCUGCAGUCAUGUUGUAUAACCCCGGUCUUUUUCCUAUAAAAGGACCCAUCUGUCUAAGACUUGAAUUUGAGAGGCAGCAGCGUGAAGAACUUGAGAAACUAGAAAGUAAAAGGAAACUCAUUGAAGAAAUGGAAGAAAAGCAGAAGUCAGACAAGGCCGAGCUGGAGCGGAUGCAGCAGGAGGUGGAGACCCAGCGCAAGGAGACUGAAAUUGUGCAGCGCCAGAUCCGCAAGCAGGAGGAGAGCCUCAAACGUCGUAGCUUCCACAUUGAAAACAAGCUCAAGGACUUGCUAGCAGAGAAGGAAAAGUUUGAGGAGGAGAGGCUGAAGGAACAGCUGGAAUUUGAGCAACAGAAGAAGAGGCAGGAGGAAGAGAGCUUCUCCCGCAUUAAAGAAGAGCUCUGGAGGCUCCAAGAGCUCAACAACCUUGAGCAGGCAGAGAAGAUUGAGAUCUCUCUGGAGCUGGAGCGGCUCCACAGGGAACAGGAUGCUCAGAAUGCAAAGUUGGAGCUAGAGAAAAGGAGGCUGGAGGAGCUGGAGAAGGAGCAGGUGUUGCGUGUGGCACACCUGGAGGAGCAGCUGCGAGAGAAGCAGGAAAUGGUUCCCCUGUUACAGAGGAGUGAGGUUCAGCGAGUCGAGGAGGAGGAGAAGAGGGACCUGGAAGGCAUCCGGGAGGCUCUUCUGAGGGCCAGGGAGGCCCGUGCUGGAGGGGACCACAUCUACACUGAGGAGCUAGAAAGGGCUCAGCUGCACUUCUUUGAGUUCAAGAAAAGGCAGCUUGUGAAACUGGCAAACUUGGAGAAGGACCUGGUCCAUCCGAAAGACCGCCUUAGAAAAGACAUCCAAGAAGAACAGGAAACCCUCCAGCAAGUAAAAUGUGAGAGUGACAAGGAACCCAGGCUCUUGGCAACAAAUGAUAGUAGUGUUACAAGUGUCACCUGUGUGGCUCAGGGUGUAGAGAAUAUAAAGCCAGCAGAAGACAGGCUGCAGUGUAAAGAACGCCAGCUACAGGACCUUCUGAAGCAUCAUUUGCCAGCUGUUUUGGAAGAAAAGCAGAGAGCGCUUGAAAUCCUUGACAGAGGCACCCUGGACUUGGACCACACUCUCUACCAAGUAGAAAAAGAAGUGGGGGAGAAAGCAGAGCAGAUAGCACAGCACCAGACCAAUGUGAGCCAGCUGCAGCAGCUCCAAGCCACCUUGGAGUUCACGGCCAACAUUGCUCAGCAGGAAGAGAGAGUGAGGAAGAAGGAAAAGGAGAUUCUGGAAUCCCAGGAGAAGCAGCAGAUAGAGGCUUUGGAGCAUGCUAUGGCCAAGCUGGAGAGGAGGAGUUCUGCCCUGCAGAGGCACUCCAUCCUAGGUCUGGAGAUCCAAGAGCAGAAGCAGAAGCUUGUCUCUCUACACCACAGUACUGAACAGUCAGGGCUCUGGGCCAGCCUAGAAGCAGAGCAGGAGGCCCUGGAGAAGGACCAGGAAAGGUUGGAACCUGAAAUCCAGCAGCUGAAGCAGAGGAUCUGUGAGGUCGAUGGUGUUCAAAGACCUUAUCUUGGAACCCUGGAGGGGAAGGCUGCUGCUUCCCACAUGGUAUCCAGUACUGAAAAACCUCCCCUGGCUCCACUGAUGGAUGCCAGUAUCAGUGCAUACAUUGAGGAAGAAGUCCAAAGACGCCUUCAGGAUUUGAACCGGGUUAUGGCUGAUGCCAGCAAUGCACCUGCAGAUACUAUGAAGGAUAAUGAGAAAUUUCACAAUGGCACCAUUCAACGUAAGCUAAAAUAUGAGAAAAGGCAGCCUUGGUCUACACAGUGUGUUGUUGCUCCAUCACUGCCCAAAAAUACCACCUAUAUUUUCGGUGGCAUCGUCAGAGAAGAGAGGAAGGAAGUGGAUCUGAGCAGCCACUGGAGCCGCCACCCUGCAUCACAGAGCACCUCAGGCUCCAGAGCUGCUUCCCUGGCCUCCCAAGAAGGAAUUUCCCAGUGCUCAGGUCCUGAGGUACUGCAAGAUUUCAGAUACAAAUGCUGUUGUCCUCAGGAGUCUGUCCAUCUUGUACCAAAAUGUGCUCAUCUACCUAAAAUCUCCUUUCUUCAAAUAAACAACAGCUGCAGUACACAAGGUAUUCAGAGAGAGCCAGUUACUCCAGAGGAUGAACUCAGCUUGGGAGUCCAUUCCAGCUGGACAUUGGUACAGCACACAUCCCAUCAAGCUUCUCCGAAUCACAGCAGCCAGCAGGCCAUGCCUAGUAGGGUGCUUUGCUUUGUUCUCUCAGAAAGGGUUUCUGGAGAGAAGUCUCAGUCUAGCAGUGCUCCUCAGAGUGCACCAGCCUCCACGUUUUGUUUGGAGCAGCAACCGGAGAGAGAGUUAACUGCCGAAACGACUACCGCUACAGCACCCCCAGUCAGUGUCAGGACAGAAGGACACCGAGGACUGAGGUGUUUUUACCACAAGUUCUCAGACCUUUAUAAAGACACCAGUGGUCACCUGAUACAGGCUGGUACAAAGGUGAUGAGCCAGGCCAAGUAUGUGAGAGAUGUAUGUGACCCCAGUGGGCUAGCCUCCCACAUGACAACCUUCAUGAAAAGCCUGCCGUUUCUGAGGCACUUAUCCCUUGGCCUGCCAUUGAGAUCACAACUAGCAUCAUCUGCAUCUGCUUUUCUUGAAGCUCAGGUUGGCAGUUCUGACAGUGAAGAGGGUGGAAGCCUGAGGCCAGCAGACAGUGUUACACCUUACGCAGUCUGUGGCUUCACAGCUGCAGUUCCACCAGGUUCCUUACCAAGUUCAGUUCUCCACCUUAAUUAUAAAGAUGCUAGAAAGAUCUCUGUAUUUAAGCAGACCCUGGUGUCAUUCCCUGAGCAAAUGCUGAAGCUUCAAGAGCACCCUCUCCAAGAUCUUCUGCAACACAUGGCCCAUGCUCUUCCAGUGCCUUUGGGUAGCAUGAAGAAAGUCAAAGGCAUUUAUUGGCUGGCGGUUGCUAACCUCUCACAGCCUGACCCCCAGCCCGCAUGUCUGUUGCUGCUGCCGUCAACUUUGUACGCUGUGGUCCCAUUGCACCAUCAACAGGGUGCCAUGAGCAUCUUUCAUGCUCUCCCUCUCUCUUCACUACAGGAGAUUCAAGUGGGCUUUGGUGGGCAGAGCCUUCGAUUCAUGGGCUCCACAGAGGACCUCCUGCUCACCAUAUUCACUUACAACAAAAGCCUUUCUCAGCAGCUGUGCUGGGACCUCCUGAAUGUCCUGGUGCCCAAGCCUGAAGCUGCUGCCUGUAGGAGUCACCCUUUGCUCCAGCAGGAUCUGGUUCAGCUCUCUCUUGAUUGGCAGGCAGAAAUCCCUGACUUAAACUUGGAGAAUGGAGUUCAGUUGUCCUCCAAGUUCCAGACGACCUUGGUGGACAUGAUUUACUUUCUUCAUGGGAACAUGGAGGCCAACAUCCCUUCCCUGGCAGAGGUUCGGUUACUGCUCUACACUGUGGUCCGAUUUGAGGGUGAGGCUGGCUAUGGCCAGUGCCAGGCACUGGUCGUCCUGAACACCCACAUUGUGCUCAUGAAGGAUGAUCAUGUGUUUUACCCCCGUGCUCGCUCUCUAAGCACACUUCCUCCACGUGCACGGUUUGACUUGAUCAAAUGCCGAGCUCUGAGUGAGUUCCGGUGUGCUGUUGUUCCAGAAAAGAAUAAUGCAUCGAUUUUGGAGCUCGUCUUCUUAAGGAAACCUGGGCAUGCCUCACACUCAGGAAGUGGCCCAUCUGUGCACCUUCAUGACGCUUCAAGCAUCGAGCUGCUCACCCCAUCAUGUGUUCAGUAUAGUCACAAUCCAGCCCUCGAGGUCUGGAAACUCACUUUUAAUUCUCAGGACGAGGGCCUUUGGCUAAUCUCAUACCUAACAAGACUCUGAGGAGGAAAUACUUUUUUAAAGAUGCAGAGCAUUUUUAAACAUAAAAUGAGCAUUGUGAAAAUAGUCAAGUGAAUAUGAAUAUCUCAGUGUAGCUAAUCACAUUAGAACUGGAACAAAGUAGACCUCUAAACUUGAAAAUGAAAAUAUUUUAAAUAAGGUAAAAUAAAAAUUGCUCACAGCAAAGAACUAGUAAAACAUCAUUAUUGCCACCUGCUUUAUUUGCUUGGAUCUCUGGAUUGUAAAUUUGU